Microsporum canis CBS 113480 is the source of this 1161-nucleotide messenger RNA. Its product is annotated as 2-dehydropantoate 2-reductase. The transcript has a single exon. Gene Ontology annotation, biological process: pantothenate biosynthetic process. The record is from RefSeq and is a predicted model, not a curated record. Bases 1 to 1161 code for a protein of 386 amino acids. Lineage: Eukaryota; Fungi; Ascomycota; Eurotiomycetes; Onygenales; Arthrodermataceae. Gene Ontology annotation, molecular function: 2-dehydropantoate 2-reductase activity; NADP binding. Gene Ontology annotation, cellular component: cytoplasm; mitochondrion.
AUGGGGGUGGGCAACAUAGGCUCCUUUGUGGCACACUCACUAGCCUCACGCUCUGCCGCCGACCGAGCCCGCCUGACUCUCCUCUUCCACCAUCCGGCCUUCUACAAGGACUGGAACCGCUUCGGCCGCGUAAUGGCAGUGAAGCGGCACGGUAUACCGGAGCAGCGAUCAGGAUUCUGCAUCAACGUGCUCCAGGACGAGGCGUGGUACUACCCGUCGGAAAUCGCGGAUGCGCCGCCGGAGCUGGUGAAGGAGGAGCUUGCCCUUCGAGAGGGAGAGCAGGUGGAUGGCAGCGGCCAGCACGUACCAGCCGACGAGGAGUGGAUCGAGCAUUUGAUUGUCACCGUGAAGACGACACAGGUUGAGAAGGCGCUGUUGUCGGUACGGCAUCGACUUUCGCCUGACUCGUCUGUGCUGUUCCUCACCAACGGGCUGGGGGUGCUGGAGGAAGUGAAUGAGAAGAUAUGGCCGGAGGAGAAGCAGAGGCCCAACUAUUUAUUUGGAAUCACGACCCACGGGCUGUACAAGUCGGGCCUGUUUGAGACGACGCAUGCCGGAGUGGGCACGACGACUAUCGGCGUGGUUCGACAGUCUCAUCAAGAAGACACUGAGGAUAAUACAAGCCUCGCACCGUCAACGGCCUACCUGCUCAAGGCACUGACAGGAGCCCCCGAGCUGGCCUGCAUAUCGACCAACGCGACAGACCUGCUGCUGCUACAGCUGGAGAAGCUGGCGGUAAACUGCGUGAUCAACCCGCUGACGGUGCUGAUGGACUGCAAGAACGGCGAGCUGCUGUACAACUACAACCUGACGCGGGUGCAGCGACUGCUCCUGAUCGAAGUCAGCGCGGUGAUCUGCGCGCUGCCUGAGCUGCAGGGGGUUCCGGGACUCCAGGUGCGGUUCUCGCCUGAACGGCUGCGCACGCUUGCGGUGGGGGUGGCAGGGCGGACGGCGGAGAACACGAGCUCGAUGCUGCAGGACGCGAGGCUGGGCAAGGAGAGCGAGAUCGAGUAUAUGAAUGGGUACAUCGUCCGGAGGGGAGAGGAGGUGGGCGUGAGGUGUGCGCUGAACUAUAUGGUCGUGCAGCUGGCGCAGGCCAAGUCGAGGAUAUCAGGCCGCAAGAAGGCAGACGAAGUUCCUUUCGACCUCUCACGGCUGUAA